CAUGAAUCGGGUGACAUAUUGGAUUAACAAAUUAGUCAACGCUGCUCUUCAGUGAAGAAGUGAACUUUUAGAGGAAACUAUCGCUUGAAAAGCACGAAUUUUUGUGAACAAAAUAUUGUGUUGGCUUUAUUUUCUACGUCUUCAAGUGUAAAAAUAUGUUGAGAAUGUGUUAACGGACUAUACUCUAGUCUGAACACCUUAAAUAGUUAAAUGAUCGGACUAGUGUAAUACUUUUCAGGGAAGCAAUAAUGAUAAAAGGAAAUCAUUGUUAGAAAAAGUAAAGCAAGAAUGAUAAAAGGAAAUCAUUGUUAGGAAAAGGUAAGUCAAAAUAUAUUGACGUGCCAAAGCAAGUUUCUGAGAAAUUUCCGUUCUGGGUCAGAAUCUCGCUUAGGCGAGAUAUUGCCCAGACACCACAAAAUAGCACAGUAUUUCGUCGCAAGGUAUAAUUAGUUGGACUAGAAAAAGGUAAAACUUAUUUUAUCAUAUUAAUUUUCUCAUAGGAUUUGAUAGAACUAAUAGAAACUGUUUCUUCUAUUUCCGUAAAAUGUAUGUUUGUAACUUUGACAAAUUCAUCAAAUUAUGAUACACGUCUCAUGUCAUUGUUCAUAAAAAGCAUAUGUUAGCUUAUGUAUGAGUUUCUUGUUUUAGUAGUCUAAAUACAUUGUCAUGCCAAAGCCAGGUUCUGAGAUAUGUUCCUUCUGUGUCAGAAUCUCGCUUUUACAAAUUCGCAGUAUUGAAGUUUUUCACACAGUUGUAAGCUGAUUUUAAUCAUUACGCUAAUUGUAGCUACAUUUGGAAUUAAAAGAAUUUCUGUCUCAAGCUUAAAUUUGUCUACGAAUGAUUUAUCAGAUGUAAAUAUUAUUUUACUAUAAUUAAAUAUGUCUGCUAUUGUUUUCCAUACAAUGACCUUAUAAACUAAUAAAUGUCUAUUCUAUUUUAUUUUACACGUAAUUCAUUUGACUAUUUUUAGAAAUGUUUCUUUAAAUAGUUUAUCGUGUGAUAUAUUUAGCUGUAAAAUUCCAACAGUUGUUUCUAUUUAUAAUCAAAACGGUUUUCCGGUUUCUGAUCCGUUAGCGAAAGGUUGCAUCCAUGCAACAUAACAAACGUCAGUUAGGAUAUAAUUUUAAUGAGAAAGGUAAAAGCUAUUCUUAUAAUACGCCUUCUAUAACCCUGUUAAUCUCUGUAUAAUUAUUAUAACUGGCUUUUUAUAUACAAAAUACCUAAGUUAUAAAACCGGUCAGAUAUUGAAAGAGGUUAACGUUAUAGUGUAAUAAACUACAAAUUUAUAUAGAAAUUGUUCAAAGUGCACUUGUAUCCGAUUGCGGAUCGAGAAAUUAAGUUUGAAAUAGACAAAAAAUUAAUUCAAUGAAUACAUAUUGCUUUAUCACUGAUUACAUUAUUCAUUGAAAAGUGAGAUUUUAAUUACGUAAAAUCAAAACUUUAGCGACAUUAGGGUCAUUAGGGUCAUUAAUUCAAAUUCCCAUUAAAUGCAAUGUUAUCAUUAUUUUUGAUCAUGGAUGAUUAAAAGGUAAUUAUUCAGUUGAUAAAUAAUUAUGCUAAUAUAACAGAAAUAGUUAUUAUAUUUAAAGUAUCUUUUAAUGUCAUUGUCAGAAUGAGGAAAAGUAAAUUCAGUGUUCUUGUCACGUAUUAAAAGAAAUCAUUGCUUGACAAGUUAUGGUUAACUUCUGAAACAAUGAAAUAAGAAACUUAAAUGUACCCUAAUUUGUAUUUUAUCUUCUAAAUUUGAAACACUAUACAAUCUUUGUGUUGUUUAUAAAAGUACUUAAAUAAAAACAUAAACUCAAACACAAAAAACGUGUAAUAAUAAUUUAACUAUUUUGAACUAUAAGCAUUGAUUCACACUGAUACUUUUGCGUAAGACUAUUCGUUUAUUAAUAUUAAGUUACUUUUGCACAUCAUUUAAUUAAUAUUUUAAAAUUUUGUACAACGUUUACUACUACUGAAAUGAUCAAUAUACAAAAACAUGUACUAACUUUUCUAUAACAAUAGAUAAACAAAUAAUACUUGUAUAUUAUACAUAAAAAUUGGGUUUCCUUUUUACAUUGUUCACUUUACAGAUGGCAGACAAAUAUUAUAGACUUGUUUGCUUUGUGGUAGAUAUAUGUGCUGACGUAUUAAGGAAAUAUUUUGUCAAACUUGCAAAAACCGAUGCUGGGAACACUUAUACAUCAGUUAUGGCAUAUCUAAAUCAAAGACAUAGAGAUGCAAAGCAGUUAUUGUGGCAGAAAAAGAUCAGGAACUAUCAGUAUAAUCUACUUUUUCCUAGUAACGGCAGAGCUGAUGAAAAUCAAUGGGAUAUAACAUUAAUUGUUACAUUAAUUGUUGAAUUAUAUCCGUCACACGAAAACUUUGCCUUAUCUGAAAUUCGAGAUAUUCGGAAUAAUUUGCAGCAUCACUCAAAUACUAGUAACAUUUCUGAUGACGAGUUCGACGAUUAUUGGGGACGUCUGAACACUGCUUGUAUGCGUAUAGUAAAUACAUGUUCUGUUAAAGAAGCCUUUAGUCCAAAAGAUAAAGUUGCAUUUCAAGAUAAAAUCAGUAAAGCAAAAUGUAACAAUCUUCCAAAUAUCGGAGAUUGUCUACGUUGUUGGUACGAGGAAAGAAUUAAGCAGAUGGAAUCAACUACUGAAGAAACAAACAAAAUUAUUCGAAAAGUGACUGUCGAAAAACCGGGACCUUCAGGGGAAAACAAUAAAAGAUUUAAAGCUUUUGAUGGCAUACUGGCAAAACUCCGAAAGGGAUUCGAGUUAUCGAUGAAGGACUUUCCAGACGAUUUCAAUGCUCCAAAUGAAGUGACAGACAUUCGAGCUAAACUUAGAGAUUGCCAUCACGUGCUUGUAGCCGGAUGCAACAAUAGCCGUUACUUUGAGACCGCUCUUGCAGCAAUAAAGGGGAUGGACUAUAACUACAAACGAAGCGUAGAAAUGCAUACGUCAUCUGAUUGGCGGCACAUUGAUCCAGAAGAUGUAGAUUUGGUUUUAUGUAGAGAUCCAUUUGGGGGAGUUUCUUACGAUGAAAGCAAAGCUAAAGCCAUGGAUGAUAUAUUUACAAGCAUGAUGCAUUCAACAAAGACAGAUAAUGGUGAUAAAACAUUGGACAUUGUAAUAGUAACAGACCUGAAUAUAUUGGAAGAGUGCAAAAUGCAUCAUGAUCAUGAAUUCCUAGACGAAGUGGUAAAGGUGUUUACUGAUACAAGUUCAACACAACCAGCUGAUCUUACAAUAGGAUGUAGACGUAAAGGACAAUACGCGCAAUCGUCUUCGCUGCCAGUAACCAGAAAUAAUUUGGGAGCUUUAACGGAAUGUUUCCUGAAGGCUUAUGAGAUAUCCAGUGCUCAAGUAAAUGAUCAGAUACUUACAAAAGCAAAGAGAAGUUUCCAAGUUUAUAAGGCCAUAGUAUUAACAGGGCAUGAGAAAUGUGGUAAAACUUCUAUAGCUGUUGCAUUGGCGUCUGCUUAUGAUGUAAAAGAAUGUUUACUUCUCAAGAAACCUAAUGAUGUCAAUUACAUUGACUUCCCAAACAUCUGCUUGGUGAUCAUAGACGAGUUUGCUGGGAAAUAUCGUUAUGAGGAGAAUGAUGUGUACAAAUGGUACAACAUGUUUGACCAUCUGUAUAAUGCCGUUAUAGCAGGACAUAUGAACGUGAUAAUGACGUGUGAAAAGCGUAAACUAGACAAAUGUAUCAACGAAAUUGGACGGCAUGCCAUUCUUGACCACGUGGUGGAUGUACCUUUACAAAAAGCUGUCGUUAAAUUAGAAGUAUCUGAACGAAUACAAAGUCAAAUACAGGCGAAAAGAGGAUUUUCUGGAUUGGAAAGGGUAAUGCAGACUGAGACAGAUGAUUUGAGUGUAAAGAGAUCGAGGUCAAUGUCGUCUGGUUUAUGGUCAGCCGAAGAGAAACGUGAGAUUAACAUCAGGAUCAAGGAUGAUAGGAAGCAUUGUGACCUUUCAGGAAGUUGUAUACUACCUUCAGGAGAAAUUCUUCUUUCAGAUUUCUAUAACAAAACAUUAAAGAAACUUGAUAACAUGUAUAAAGUAAUCAGUGUUUGUGAUCUUCCUUGUAUACCAUAUGAUGUUUGUUAUGUCGGGGAUAAUGUAGCUGUUGUAUCACUGUUGAUGAAACUUCAGUUUGUUGAUACUAAACGUAGUAUGACACUGAUUAGAUGCAUUGAUACAGAUCAACUUUGUCGUGGUCUGGCUUGUCAUGGUGAUCAGAUGUAUGUUAGAGACAUUAAUGGUUCAAUUUAUAGAUAUAGUACAGAUGGAAUAAAGCAGCAGGUGAUUUAUUCAACUAUAAUUUCUUAUAAUCCUUAUAACAAAAUUACUGUGAGUAAUGAUGGAAGUAAGUUAUACUUUUCAUGUGAGAAUCAGCUUGUUACCAUUGACAAAAAUGGAAACCAUUUGUUUACAUUAAACAAUGCAAAAAUACAUGGCAGAUGUAGAGUUUGUGUAGAUGAUCAAGGCUAUGUUUAUGUAAAUGGUAGGAAUGGGAAUAUUUUACAAAUAAGUGAAGAUGGUAUGAUUUUACUUCAGGUCAUACCAAGGGUAUAUGGCAUGACUAAUGCACGUUCAUUAACAUUUGAUAGGAAAAAUACAGCUCUGAUUAUAGCAGGGUUGUCAGAUGAAAUUAGUGUUUUUAAACUGAGGUCAUAAUGUGAAACUCAAACAAGAUGAAUAGGAUACCAUGAUCAAUUUAAUAACUUUAAGAUUUCUUAAUAUAUACUACACUUUAUUUGUUCCGGCAUAAUGCCAAGUAAGUUAGAAUUAUUCCUCACUAGAUGGUGGAACAAACUUGAUUUUUCUGGCUUUACUUCAAUGCAUGGAUAGUGUAAGAUAUAUAUGUUUAUAAACUUUUAUAAUUUAAGUUACAACAUAAUAUUUUGUCAUCUCCUAUUUUUUUUAUCUGAAAUGGAGUCAAUUAGUCGAUGCACAUAUUUACAACACUGUAUUCUACUCAGUCACUGUUAACAGUUGUUUCAUGUGUGAUCUACCAAUUGAUGAUUCAAUUAUAAUAAUUUAUUUCAUAGAACUAAAGUGUUUGAAAAGUUUGUAAAGGUUUCAACAAUUAUAUAUAGAUCUGUAAUAUGGACCAAUGUAACUUUUUUUUCGUACCAUGUGUAUGUGUCCUUGAAGAGAAUAAUAACGCAUUUUUUCUUUUAAUUAGGGAGCAUAGACCGCUUUCCAUGGUGAUAAUUAUACUUCCUUAAUGUAUUAGGGACUUCUCAUUUAAUAAAAUCAUUGGCUGAAAUAGUA
Molecule: messenger RNA, 5273 nt
Organism: Ruditapes philippinarum (Manila clam)
Lineage: Eukaryota; Metazoa; Mollusca; Bivalvia; Venerida; Veneridae
Exons: 8
Coding region: 2079-4673 (864 amino acids)
Source: RefSeq, a predicted model, not a curated record